AUGGCUGACGGCGAAGAGGACUUCUCCUCCUUGCCUCUGGAGGAGCGCUUCGCUCAUAAGAUCUGGAAAGUUCGCAAGGAAGCAUACGGGGUUGCUAAAACAACAUUCGAAAACACCGCCGAUGAAUCAGACCCGGCCUUCGUGCCAUUCCUACAAAACCCCGACUUGUGGAAAGGGGUGGUCACAGAUUCCCAUGUCGCCGCACAAGCCGAUGGUCUUGCAGCAUACUGCGCGUUCCUCAAGUUUGGAGGAGCCCAGGCGUGUAUAAGGACCCGUGGAUCUACGAUUAAUUCAAUCGGCGAGAAAUGUCUGCCCGCGCCAAAAGCCAAACCCGGUGCUAUAGAGGCGAUCUUGUUAUUCGUGAAAUUCGACAAGGCCGAUCCCGUGUUCGAGGCAUUCGUGCCCCAAGUCUCACACAAACUGCCUAAAAUGGUCGCCGCUACAUUCUCUGCCUUCACUGCCAUACAUCACAACUAUGGAUGCAAGACCGUCGACCCGAAGCAGACAUUAAAGACGCUACCAAUCGGAUUUGCCCAUGCCGAUAAGAAUGUCCGUGCUGAAGUACAAAACCUUGCAGUUGAGCUUUACCGGUGGCUCGGAGAGGCCAUCAAGUCUUUCUUCUGGGCUGGCCUUAAGCCCUCUCAGCAAGCCGAUUUGGAAAAGCUGUUCGAGAAGGUGAAACAGGAUCCAUCACCGCAGCAAAUAAUGCUCACCGCAGCACAAGAAUAUGCCUUGGCCAGCGCACCUGCCGCCGAAGAAGGUGGAGACGCUACCGGCGAGGGCUUUGAUGAUGAGGCCGAGGAAGAAGAGGUUGAUGGAUACAAUUUAGCAGAUCCGGUCGAUGUUAUGCCGAAAAUUCCCAAGGACUUCCAGGACCAAAUGGCCUCCAAGAAAUGGCAAGAACGCGUGGAAGCGUUGGAAGCUCUUCACAAGGCUAUCGAUGUUUUCAGGAUCAAACCAGGUCCCUUCGAUGACAUUGUGCAGACCUUGGCCGCGAAUGUCAGCAACGUCAAUAUCAAAGUCAUGAGUGGAGCUGCGAACUGUAUCAGCAAAUUGGCCAGUGGUCUCCGCGGUGGCUUCCUCGCAAAGUACCGUGGUGAGGUCAUGAAGCCUCUCUUUUCUCGUCUGAAGGAAGUAGGUGAAAAAGCAAAGCCUUGUUUUGGCGCUUUGGUAGCCGUCUUCGAAACUGCCACGCUUUCGGAUUGUUUAGAAACAAUUCUUGAAUACAUCAAGGAUAAGAAUCCACGAAUCAAGCAGGGUACAGCCGACUUCCUGGUUCACUGCUUGGAAAAAACCAAAACCGUACCAUCCAAGGCAGAACAGAAAGAGAUCGCCGACGCAGGCGGAAAACUCCUGACUGAUUCGGCUCCGGCAACCCGUGAAGGAGCUGCUAAAAUUUUGGGCACUUUAAUGAAGAUCGCGGGCGAACGAGCUACCUACGCGUAUCUUACCGGCGUGGACAAGCUUGACAAGUACAAACCGAAGAUCGCCGAAUACCAUGAAACUGCAAAGGUGCUUGCCAAAGAGCGCCCCAAGCCUAUAGUGGCACCCCCAAAGCCUGCGGCUCCAGCUGGCAAAAAGGUUGUUGGCAAGAAGCCAGCCUUGGGAAUGAAGAAACCGGCUCCUGCGGCUGCUGCACCUCCAGCACCCGAGUCUCCAGCUAAGCCUGCGCCCAGAGCUUUACCUUCGAAGCUCGGCGGUGUCCCCAAACCUGGCGGCCUCCCUACUCCUGGGGCUGGUCUCAAGCUUCAAAGAAAGUUGGCUGGCCCAGGAAGCACUGCUUCGCCAUCGAGACGACUCGCUGAGCCCCCAUCAGAAGAUAGCGCACCCCCGCCAGCUGCCCCCAAAUUUGGCCUUGGUCGCGGUCUAGCUGGACGCCCCAUUGCGAAGCCUUCAGCCCCUGCUGAGCCCGCCCCAAGUCCAGUUUCCCCCGCAAUGAACGCAAUGGCUGCCGCUGACCGUGCUGAGCUGGAGGAACUUCGUAUGGAGAAGGAGAACUCUAGCCGAACAAUCGAAGAUAUGAUGUCAGAGCGCUCGAGGCUUAAUUCAACAAUCACUGAGUUGCAAAACCAGAAUGCACAGCUAAUCGAAGACCACACGCGAGAUGUUCUGGGUAUCAAGGCCAAGGAAACUCAGUUGGUCCGGGCACGAAGUGAUGCUGAAGCUGCAGAGGCGAACGUCCAAAAACAACAAAGAGAGAUCGAACGCCUGAAGCGUGAAUUGGCACGAGCACUUCGUUCAUCUGCCAUGAGCCCACCAAACGCAACAUCUGAAAAUGGCAGCAUUGGUAUUCCAGAGACCUCUUCGAUUUACCAAGAACCCAUGGGAAGCGCACACACCUUUGCACGAAACGGGCUUCACGCCGGAUCCCGCUUCGAAAGCGCCCGCUCUCGCAGCAUCGUAUCUGCUAGUCCAAGCGAAGAGAAAGAGAACACUGGCCUAGAGUCCCCCGGGUUUGGCAGUCGAGAAGGCCUCGGCCGACGCAAGUUGAGCCCUACAUAUGGCUACUCGGGCAUCGGCAGUCCGACACGCUCGUCCGCCCGGAACUCCAAUACCAAUAUCGCAGAAGAUGACCAAUACCAACCCAGGUCUUCUGAGCCUGCUGAGAACUGGAAGCGUGCGGCUGAAGUCACCAGCCAACUUAAGGCGAGAAUUGAACAAAUGAAGGUACGACAAGGGCUUUCACGACAACCCGCCCAACGUUAA
This is a messenger RNA of Penicillium nucicola, 2706 nucleotides long. Its product is annotated as putative spindle pole body component. NCBI's taxonomy places the organism in Eukaryota, Fungi, Ascomycota, Eurotiomycetes, Eurotiales, Aspergillaceae. The transcript is spliced from 4 exons. Bases 1 to 2706 code for a protein of 901 amino acids. Gene Ontology annotation, biological process: mitotic spindle organization; establishment or maintenance of microtubule cytoskeleton polarity; microtubule polymerization. The record is from RefSeq and is a predicted model, not a curated record. Gene Ontology annotation, molecular function: microtubule plus end polymerase activity; microtubule plus-end binding. Gene Ontology annotation, cellular component: microtubule plus-end; kinetochore; spindle pole body.